UACUCUUGUAAACUGCGACGGCACUAUAACAUCUUUCACGCAAGUUCAAGUUUUGCGUGGCAUAAUCCUUAACUACUCCAGGUGAUGUUCGGCAAAGGAUGCUACUUUUUCUGAAAGACGGAAAUAGAUUCAUUCAGUCGCGGUAUGAGCAUUGAAAUGCUUGGAUACGUGGGAGUGAAUGAUGAUUCUCAAGCACUGUGAUUUCUUUAGGGAAUUCAGUGUCUGAAGUUCGUAACACACCUUUAUUUAGAGGAACCUCGGGCUGCGUUUAUCUUGUUCUCAUCAUUUUUGGCCGGCUUGUCCAGAUCAGAGAAUGACGGAGAAAACUGCUCCCUGGUGGAGGUCGUUCGUGGGCAAGAGACGAAAAGCAGCCAGAGAAUCUGCAGCGACACUGGAGCAGGACCUUCAUAAUCAUGCUUCACCGGGGUCCACACAGCACCCCUCCGUUGAGCCGGACCAACAACACAAUUCAUCGGCUCGUCCAACGGAAGAAAAAGGCAACGGUUUACAGAACGACGAAACAUAUGAUGACUCCGCCGAACAGUCGACUUUUAGUGAGAGCUCCAACCGCCGGAAUCUCCGAGUGUCACGCUCCGGUCGCUUUAAAGAGAAACGGACGACGCGCGUGGGUCUUCCACAGAACCGGGAGGAUGAGGGUAAACCAGCGAGCGCCAAAUCAGGAGAUUAUAAAUCAUCGCGCUAAUUGCACCAUACAGAGGCAACAACCGAGAUUUACACCCAAUGGUAGAGCAUCAUUUUAAAAUGUGGCACUACCUCCAGACUAAAACUGUUUUGUGUGUGUUUUGACAAAUCGACUGAUCAAUGCACUUAUACAAUUAUAGGGGUAGUGUUUUUGGUAUGAUUAACUUAUUCAUCUCACAGGAGCUCAUGCAUUUACCAUGAAUUAUAUAGUCUUCUCCAAAUUCUGGGGAUAAUGGCAUUUAUAUGAAACUCUCUAGUCCAAUAGAAUUAUUUUUUGUGAAGGAGACAACAAAUUAUUUUUAGAGCUUUGUCAUAUGUACAUAAUUUGCAUUGUACACAUCUGUGUUAGUUUUAUUGUGUGGUGUUUUAUGAAGGACUUUACAUUAGAAGGAUUUUAGAAGUGAUCAGUGGACUAUAAGCACCUCUUUAUGAGUUAGAGCUAUUUUUAAUGGUUGUAUGCAUGCAACAGAAAAACUUUUGUUUGGGUGGUGGUGCUAUCCGUCCAUCAGCGAUGUAAAAAUCAAAGAUGCUUAUACUGUAUGCCAGAUCAUGCAUGAUAUGCCAUUGUGGUCAUGCAUCAGAUUACUGAAUGCAGAAGACAUCAAUAACUGUUUAGUCAUGCAAUUAUAGCAAUAAUUGUACUACAGGUUUUUUUAUUAGACAAACCAAAGAUUCUGAUCAUAUAAUAAAGGUUUAGUUUCAUAAUAGAGUAAAUAUAUGGAACAGAGAAGUCAAGAUAUAACUAAAAUGUUGUUAGUUUACUUAUAGCAAACCAUGUUUGCAGUGAUUGUAAUACUGAUAAAGAAUACACAAGCUGAAUUUGGUUAAAGUUCUUUUUAAAAAGUGCAGUACAUUGAAAAAAAAUAUGCUUUGAAUUUAUAACAUUUUUUCAAGUUAAGUGGUUGCACGAAAUUGAAUGAUCUAAAUUUAGAUAAAUAUAUUUAGUUGAACUUAGUCAAAUGUUUUUAGUUGCAUUGAGUUGAUUUGAGUAUAUUAAAUGAAGUAAUUCCACCCUUCUUUAAUCAUGUUAAUUCUAAUUAAAUGAUAUACAAAUAUGUAAUUACAUUGAUGUUUUCAACGGUUUGUAAAUUAUCUAGCUUAAUCUACUAGUUACAAUGGUAUUUAAUUAAAAGUAUGUAUGAGAGGCCAUUGCAUGCCUUUCAAAUACACACAAAAAUGUCACAAUAAUAUAACUUUAAUGAUUUUAUUGUCAUCAAAUGUAGUGAACAACAUGUCCAACAACAAUCACCUUCUUUUUGGGUAACAUUUUGUUUUCCAACAUCUGUAGAAAUGUUAAAACUCACAUUUAAAAAGGCCUACACAUAAAUACCAUGUGUGUGAUUUGUUAGACCAAAAUAAUGAAUUAUCAAAUGAAUACUAAUGAAACAUCCAGAACCAUGGUUAAAACACUUAUGAAGCUUUAAGGUUCCGUAUGUUUUUCCCAAAUAACUAUGCAAUCUGCUAGAGAAAUGGGCUUCUGUGUAGCUUCAGAUAUUUAGACUCCUUAGGCAGGUUUUGCUUGUCUGUGCAAGUGAUGUCAUACAAUUAAUGAAAAAAAUGCAUGAAUGAAGAUUUACUGUAGACAAGGUUACAGUGCAAGUUAGAAUACAUGUUUGUUUGUUUGUUUGUUUAUUCAUUAGUUGCCAAAUGUGGCCUUGGGAAGUGUUACUACAUCAGAUUUUAAAUAAACAGAUGAUUUUCCAUCU
Messenger RNA from Xyrauchen texanus (razorback sucker), 2408 nucleotides. Its product is annotated as proline-rich protein 15-like. The record is from RefSeq and is a predicted model, not a curated record. Bases 314 to 703 code for a protein of 129 amino acids. The transcript is spliced from 2 exons. NCBI's taxonomy places the organism in Eukaryota, Metazoa, Chordata, Actinopteri, Cypriniformes, Catostomidae.